This is a messenger RNA of Capronia epimyces CBS 606.96, 810 nucleotides long. RefSeq names its product versicolorin reductase. Gene Ontology annotation, molecular function: oxidoreductase activity. Bases 1 to 810 code for a protein of 269 amino acids. The record is from RefSeq and is a predicted model, not a curated record. The transcript has 3 exons. Lineage: Eukaryota; Fungi; Ascomycota; Eurotiomycetes; Chaetothyriales; Herpotrichiellaceae.
AUGGGUUCCCUCGGCGUCGACACCGUCCACCUCCCGUUCCGACUGGACGGCAAGGUCGCGCUCGUCACCGGCUCGGGCCGCGGCAUCGGGGCAGCGAUCGCGAUCGAACUGGCGCGCAACGGCGCCAAAGUCGUGGUCAACUACUCUCGCGCCAGCGGGCCGGCGCAGAAAGUGGUGGCUGAGAUCAAGGCCCUGGGGUCGGAUGCCAUCGCCAUCCAGGCCGACGUCGGCAAUGUGGCCGAGACGGUGCGGCUGUUCGACGAGGCCGUCCAACACUUUGGCGGGUUGGACAUUGUGAGCUCGAACGCGGGCGUGGUUUCGUUUGGUCAUUUGUCUGAAGUUAGUGAGGACGAAUUCGACCGCGUCUUCCGCAUCAACACCCGAGGCCAGUUCUUCGUGGCUCGCGAAGCCUCCAAGCACGUCCGGGAGGGCGGGCGCAUCAUCCUGACCAGCUCCAACACGGCGCGCGGGUUCGUGGUGCCCAAGCACUCCAUCUACUCGGGCUCCAAGGGCGCCAUUGAGUCGUUCGUGCCGGUCAUGGCCAAGGACUGCGGCGACAAGAAGAUCACGGUCAACGCGGUCGCGCCCGGCGGCACCGUCACCGACAUGUUCUACGACGUCGCCCACCACUAUAUUCCGGGAGGGGAGAAUUUGAACAUUGACCAGCUGAAGGAGUGCGCCGCCCAUGCCUCGCCCCUCACGCGCUGCGGUUACCCACUCGACGUCGCUCACGCCGUGGUGUUUUUGGCCAGCAAGGAGGGCGAGUGGGUGAAUGGCAAGGUGUUGGGAAUUGAUGGUGGCGCCGCUUAG